AUGCUUCGAUGUCUUGUACAAAAUUUAGCUGAAGAUGCUAUAUUAACACGAUGGAAUGUCAUUUUAUCAUUAGUGAAUGGAACACGAGGUGAAACGUUUAGCCUAAUUCUUCUUCGAAUUUUAACUAAUACUCAACAAUUACCUGAUCAAAUCGAUAUGAGAUUAGUUUCUCUUGUAUUCGAUUAUCUUCAUGUAUUUAUGCAUAUUAUGGAAAAUGAAGAUUUUAAUAAUCUUAAUUGUCCUAUGGAUAUAACACAAAAAAUUGAUGCACAAAUGCUUAAAAAUGUAACUUAUAAAAAAUUAUUACCAUUUAUGAUGUUAUGGGUAUGUUUUAGUAUGAUUUAUCGAAAUAAAUAA
Molecule: messenger RNA, 357 nt
Organism: Rotaria sp. Silwood1
Lineage: Eukaryota; Metazoa; Rotifera; Eurotatoria; Philodinida; Philodinidae
Source: the annotation of a GenBank genome assembly